Lonchura striata (white-rumped munia) is the source of this 886-nucleotide messenger RNA. The record is from RefSeq and is a predicted model, not a curated record. Lineage: Eukaryota; Metazoa; Chordata; Aves; Passeriformes; Estrildidae.
GUAGAUGCUGAGGAAGGAACUUCUGACAGCUCUUCUGGGCUGGGGGAUUGUUGCUGUCCUUGCCCAGGAGGGAGAUAGGAAGUAGCAGAGCCUGGACAGGGAUUGUAAUUCCCUGUAAAUAACGCAGCAUCUUCAGCACUGAUCUAGUCCCUGGGAUAGCUGUAGGAAAGCUGCUCUGAGUCCAGAAUUCCUUCUGCAAGGUGUUGGGUUUUGUGGUGUGCUGGCAGCAGGGGCUGCGAGUGAGAAGCUGAGCUGAGCAGAUGCCCUUGGUGCUGGCUGGCUGCCCAGCGCUCAGGAGAAGCAGCCAUGAGGCCAUGAUCUGUGCCUCAUUGGAUUCAGAGGCCAUGAUCUGUGUCUCAGUGGAUCCAGAGGCCAUGAUCUGUGUCUCGUUGAAUCCAGAGGCCAUGAUCUGUGNCUCGUUGAAUCCAGAGGCCAUGAUCUGUGUCUCGUUGAAUCCAGAGGCCAUGAUCUGUGCCUCGGUGGAUCCAGAGGCCGUGAUCUGUGCCUCAUUGAAUCCAGAGGCCAUGAUCUGUGCCUCAUUGGAUUCAGAGGCCAUGAUCUGUGUCUCGGUGGAUCCAGAGGCCAUGAUCUGUGCCUCGGUGGAUCCAGAGGCUUUGAUGUGUGCCUCGGUGGAUCCAGAGGCCAUGAUCUGUGUCUCGUUGGAUCCAGAGGCCAUGAUCUGUGCCUCGGUGGAUCUAAGCAGCAAGAACUCCUCGUGUGGCCGCACAGGCCUCAUGCCAAGGAGCUGAGGAGCUGAGGCCUCAGGGAGAUGGGAGUGACCGGGCCUUGGGUGCCCGGUGUGCCAGACAGGACUUAGUUCUAGGCCAGAGUUGUGCCGUGUGUAAAACACCUGUGGGGUUUUAUCUUUGUGUGUGCAGUGUCAGCC